Molecule: messenger RNA, 267 nt
Organism: Leptosia nina
Lineage: Eukaryota; Metazoa; Arthropoda; Insecta; Lepidoptera; Pieridae
Source: the annotation of a GenBank genome assembly
AUGAAUAAAGAAAUAGAAGAAAAAUCAGAAACCAGUGAACAAGAAAAGGUGGAUCAGGAUGUAAUUGAACUAAAUACAGAAGAUAACUUUAUUAGUGAUUAUUUUCCAACAACUGGAGGAGAUUACUUUGCGGAGACUACAACUGAACAAGCCACGGACACCACCAUUGUUUCAACAACAGAUAUUGGGACAACUACUGAAGACUAUGACGAUGAAGAUGAUGAUUUCUCACUUUCAGGAAAUGCCAUUGCGUCGCUUCUGGGAUAG